AUGGAAUCAUCGAUUAAUGGAUCACCUUUAUUAAAUCAUGCAAUAAAAAUACGUGGAAAAAAUGUUGAGUUACGAAAAAAAAUUGCACUAUUACAAAAUGAUAUUCAACUAAUUGAAAAAGAUAUUUUAACAUUAACAAAUACAUAUGAUGAUCUCGUUGAACAAUGUCGGGUCUUACAUGAAAAACAAACAGAUAGGAAGAAAGAUUCGUUAUUAGAAGAGUACCAAAACAAAUUUAAUAACUACAUUCAUGAUAUUGAAAACUAUAUAAAUAAUAAAGAAUGGAAUAUUUCUUCAAUUGAGAAAACAGAAAUUUCACCAUCAAAACCAUCUCCAUCUGUUGAAAUUGGUACUAAAAUUGAAGAAUUACCAGUUCAAACCUUAAAUGAUGAUCUCAAUCAACAAUUAGCAUCUGUAGAAAAUUGGCUUAUGGAAAGUGCUGUUACUGAUAUUAAUAAACAAUGUCCAAUCAUAACAGAACAUCAAAAUACAAAUGAUGGAACAGAUGAUUUAUAUCAAGAUUUAAUAUUUCCAACAUUAACUGAUGAGCUUCCUACACAAUCAGAACAAAUUCAUUUUGAUGAAAAUAAUCAUCAAGAACAAUUUGUUACAGCAAUAUCACCAGAAAAUUCCAAGCAACAACAACGUCCAGAUAAAAAUCAACGACGAUUUGCAUUGAUGAGACAAUUAGCAGAAAAAUCGAAUAAAACAGUAACAAGGAAAAUAAUAUAG
Messenger RNA from Rotaria sp. Silwood2, 732 nucleotides. The record is from the annotation of a GenBank genome assembly. Lineage: Eukaryota; Metazoa; Rotifera; Eurotatoria; Philodinida; Philodinidae.